CUGCUCUUGAAAGUGUUAGCCGCUGGAUGUCAACCAAGGCGACUCGAAUGACAUGAAUUUCUGAAAUAACAUGCACAUUUCCACGGUGGCCGUCGGGAAGUCGGAUAUCUGUGAGAGGAUCUCGGCUUGUCCGCGUCAUGUGUAGCGCGAGCCCAAUGACUUGAAGUUCGCCGGGCAUUAUUUCAUUUCAUUCGGUAUAUGGAGACUCUGCUCUGGAUCGCGCACAGGCUUUGAGAUGAUCCAUUUCUGCGAUGGCGAGGGGUCUGUUUUCACGGGCCUGGCUGUCAAAGACGCACCAUUUUCAGGCUCGCCUGUCCUAUAUUCGAGUGAAGUAUCUCUUUCUCACGUGGCUUGCUGUGUUUGUGAGCAGUUGGGUUGUUUAUGUCCAGUACUCCACGUACACUGAGCUGUGCAGAGGACGAGAAUGCAAGAGCAUCAUUUGUGACAAAUACAGCAAAGGCAUUAUCGAUGGUUCAGCCUGCAGCAGCCUGUGUGAAGAAAGCAAACUGUACUUUGGAAGGUGCCUCUCCACCAAACCAAACAAUCAGGUGUAUACGGGCAGCUGGGGUGACCAGGACGGUGUCAUCAAGUGUCAACUAAGUGACGUCCUGCACUAUGAGCUGGGGGAAGAGCUGGAGCCAAAGAAAGAGAUCACACUCUUCGAAAAGCCCACCCGAGGAACAUCUGUAGAGAAGUUCAAAGAAAUGGUCGCAAGUCAUUUGAAGGCAAAAGUUGGAGAGCAAGCUAACCUGUCCAAUUUGGUUAGCCUAAUUCUUUCAGUGGCCGACAGCAACAAAGAUGGCCACAUCUCUCUCCCGGAGGCCAAGUCUGCCUGGGCUUUAUUACAGCUCAACGAAGUUCUGCUGGCGGUGGUGCUCCAGGGCCGAGAGCACACACCUAAACUGCUGGGCUUCUGCGGGGACCUGUACGUGGUGGAGCGGGUUCCUCAUGCUCCGCUGUUUGGUAUCACCUUGCCCUGGCCUAUGGAUCUGUGGAUCCCCGCGGGAAUGCGGCGAAGCAUGGACCAGUGGUUCACACCGUCCUGGCCCCGCAAGGCCAAAAUCUUCAUCGGCUUGCUGGAACUUAUUGAAGACAUCUUCCAUGGUACCUUUGGGAGCUUCUUAAUGUGCGACAUGAGAGCCAGUUCGUUUGGCUACACCGACCGCCACGACCUCAGGCUAGUGGAUGGCCGGCGUGUAGUAGCCGAGGAGGCCUUCAAACAGGCCAUGAUCCUCCAGCGCUGUAAGGACCACGAGGACUGUGUGUACGGUGCGGACUGUAGGACUUCAUGCGACCUUUCAGAACAGCGUUGCACAGCCGAGGUGGCUCAGCCCAAUCUGGCGCGAGCCUGCGGAGCAAUGAAGGAUUACCUCCUACGAGGAGCUCCGUUCCAUCUGCAGGAAGAGCUAGAGAAGCAACUGUACGCCUGCAUGGCUCUCAAGGGUUCGGCUGAGCAGAUGGAAAUGGAGCACUCACUCAUCCUCAAUAACCUCAAGACCCUGCUGUGGAAACAGAUCUCACACACCACCGACUCCUGAAGAGAAGCCAGGGUGGUCAGGGGUGACCAAACUUGGUCCAGAAGGGCCGGUGUCCUGCAAAUAUUAUUUACAACCCCAAUCAGACUCACCUGGGCUAGCUAAUCAAGCUCUUACUAGGUUUUCUAGAAACAUCCUUGCAGGUGUGUUGAGGCAAGUUGGAGCUGAAGUUUGCAGAACACCGCUCCUCCAGGACCAAGUUUGGGCACCCCUGAUUUAGAUUCUUGAAUGUCUUCUGAAGCACUUGAGGCCAUUUUCAAGAUGGCUGCUGGAAGGUAAAGUUGCCAGAAAUAAAGGUUUUCUUUCUUGAUUAGGGGGGGAAACGUCAAAUUGUGAGGAAUUAUUUCUCAGGCUCAACGUUGAAGUUCACGUUUCCGUUUCAUGCUUUGUCGUCAUACACAAGUGAUCGAUGAUCAUGUUUAUUCUACACUUCCUUCAGAUGUUAUGAAGGAGCAAGUAAUGCUAACUUUGCAUCCGUUGUUGGAUGCUAGCGUAGAAAGUGAAGGAAUGCACUCACCACUGAGUGUGGUUGUGUAAGUCUCGUAUUGUAACGUUUGUCACACAUGAGCACAGCAAAAAGAGCCAUAAAAGAGCCAUUGUGAAAUGGAAAUACUAAUGCCUUGAUAUGCAUGUUGCCAGUGAGUGUGUUAUUUUGAGUUCGAUGCUUGUGUGUACUUCUCUUGGGUCAAUUCUCGGAAAUGAUCAAGCCGACCACUUAUGAUCUGAUGGUAGCUUAAAAAAAAAAAGGUUCAAUUUGUUGACAGUAUUAGUUAUUGCAAUAGCUAUCAGCAUUUAUUAAUAUAGGAGAAUGUAAACUAAUGCGUUUUAAUAGUUUGAAACGUCAGUUGUGCCAAACCUGUUUGAGCUUCAUUAUUCUGUCUAACACAAAAUAAUUCAAAGUACAAUUUCAAAUUCAUGCAUUGUUUCCUACCAUGAAUGUAAACUGCGACAAUUACAAACAUUCUUCAAAAUAUUUUCUUUUGUAUUCAACAAAAACAAACUAAAAUGGCUGUUUUUUACCAUUUAAUCUAAAUUAAAAAUGUUGUAAUUAAUAAGAUGCGAUGCCUAUUGCAUUAACCAGUGUAAAUCAAAUUAAUCUUUUUUUUUUUUUUGUGAAAUGUUGAAAUGUUUACAGGAGUCUUGCGAGUAACACUACAACAAUGAAGCCCUACUCAACCAUGAUAGUUCACAGAGUUGAUCAUUAUUUAUUUCUAAUGUUAUUUUAGUAAUUUAGGCAUGUCUAAUAAAUAAAUAACAUUUAGAUUUCAAGCUAAAGCUGUAUGAGAUGUCUACCAUCACAUUAUGAUGUACUAAUGAAUGAAGGAAUUAAGAGGUGCUUUGUUUGUUGAUCAGCCAUUUUCAAUGGGAUGUUUCAGAUUGUUUGUCAAACUGCUUCAAUUUUGUGUACUCAUAAAUCCCACUGCUGCUGACUUUAAAUGGAGAUUUUUAUAAAAGUUGAUUGCAUGACUUUGCACAUUAAAAGUGUUUCUCAAA
Molecule: messenger RNA, 3029 nt
Organism: Danio rerio (zebrafish)
Lineage: Eukaryota; Metazoa; Chordata; Actinopteri; Cypriniformes; Danionidae
Gene: dipk1aa
Product: divergent protein kinase domain 1Aa
Cellular component (GO): endoplasmic reticulum membrane
Source: RefSeq, marked provisional